UUUAGCCUUCAAAAUCCAAAGAAAAUGGUCUUUCGUCGCCCAAAAAAUUACGAAAAUGCCAUACAAAAAUAAAUUGGCCCUAAUCGAUGCUUAAUCAACUAAUCAUCCGUGGAGAAUAAGAUCAAUAGACUUCAUUAUCGGUGGAGAAUAGCCUCGGCCUGAUUUCUUGAUCUGCAGCCUCCAUAAUCGAAAGAAAAUGGCAUUUCGGAAAAAUCGCUCGAAAUCUAUGAUGGCCCCUUUGGAAUCUGCCAAAAAUUGACCCGGAAUAAAUCCGCUCAAAUCGGUGCUUAAUGGACUUAAACAUCGUUGAAGAAUAGCCUCAGACCGAAUCCGUGAUCUGUAGCUUUCAAAAUGCAAAGCUAAUGGCCUUUCGUCGCCCAAAAAAUUACGAAAAUUCCUUCCGAAAAUAAAUUGGCCCAAAUCGAUGCUUGAUGAACUUAUCAUCCGCGGAGAAUAGGAUCAAUAGACUUCAUUAUCGGUGGAUAAUAGCCUCGGCGUGAUUCAGUGAUCUGUAACCUCCAAAAUCGAAAGAAAAUUGCAUUGCGGAAAAAUCGCCCGAAAUCUGUAAUGGUACCCCUUUGGAAUCUACCAAAAAUUGACCCGGAAUAAAUCCGCUCAAAUUGGUGCUUAAUGGACUUAAUCAUCGUUGGAGAAUAGCCUCAGGGCGAAUCCGUGAUCUGUAACCUCAAGAAUCGAAAGAAAAUGACAUUUCAGAAAAAUCGCCCGAAAUCUGUAAUGGUACCCCUUUGGAAUCUGCCAAAAAUUGACCCGGAAUAAAUCCGCUCAAAUUGAUGCUUAAUGGACUUAAUCAUCGUUGGAGAAUAGCCUCAGGCCGAAUCCGUGAUCUGUAAGCUUUAAAAUCCAUGAAAAAUGGCCUUUCGUCGACAAAAAAAAAUUAUGAAAAUUUCAUCCGAAAAUAAAUUGGCCCAAAUCGGUGCUUAAUGGACUUAUCAUCCGUGGAGAAUAUGAUCAAUAGACUUCAUUAUCGGUGGAGAAUAGCCUCGGCCUGAUUCCGUGGGUGCUGGGUUUGUUCAAUUGGGCUUGCAGCCCUUGGCCCAUUAGCAGCUUUAGCUGUUGCUUAUACAACAAUUCGGUUCACGGUUCGGAAAUCGGAUUUCGGUUUCGGGCGGUACCACCAUGUAUUCCGAACUAGGAGGGUUUUGCAUCCGAAUUCCGAUCCGAAAUGUAGGAAAUUCGGUUUUGGUCAGUUUGGGGUCGGUUCGGUUCGGUUCGGAGAGUUAAAACCGGACCGGACGCCCACCCCAACAACAAAGGAGACAAAAUGCACCUAAUAUAAGUGUAAACCAUUUGAUAUUUUGGUGGAUUGAUUCCAAAGAGGUAGCUAGCUGCUUGGGAGUGGUGUGGCUCAUAUGCUCCUCCCUUCAAGUUAAUAGUCCAAAAGCAAUUCCAUAGUGCAUCAACCAAUCCCCCCCUUUUCUCUUCUUUUUCCUUUCUUCCUUUACACAUUUGAGUCUGCAAUUAUAUAUAUACACAUAACACACACUGCAAAAUCUCCCUUGCUCCAACCAAGCUCAUCUCUCUCUCCCUCCACAAUCUAACAAGUCACAACCACCAUUUCCCCCAUCUUCCACACACUUCAGUUCGAUUCCAUGACCUGCAAUUCCCAUCACGGCGGCGGCAGCCGCGGCUGAGCAGGAAAACAGAGUGAGUGAUUGUGGGGAGAGAGAGAGUUUUGGUUGUGCAAAAGAACAAAUGGAAGGCAGCAGUAGUAACAGUGCAGUAGGCAGAGCACUAAUGUACAACAAUGCUUCAUCAUCAUCCGAGAGCCAGCAGAAUAAUCUUUUCCGACAACAAUCAUCUCCAUUGGCUUCCCCAAACGGCAAUUUCAGCAAUUCUAAUGGCGCCGGCGGCAUCCAAAACCCCAGAUCUGAUUAUCACCACCACCACAAUCACCAUAUGAAUACUUACCCAACAACCUUCGUCCAGGCAAAUACCUCAACUUUCAAGCAGGUCGUCCAAAUUCUCACCGGAUCCGCUGACACAGCCAAACAGGCCUCCUCCCCAAGACCCCAAGAUCCUCCACCACCGCCGCCGGCGAUGAGGGGCAGCGCCAAUUUCCCCAUUCCUCCGAUCAGAAGCAUACCCAACAAGAAACAACAGCAGCAGCAGCAACUCUACGAGAGGAGGAGCAACAGCUUCAAGCACCGCAGCCUCAUGAUCAACACUCUGGUUCCGGCCGCCGGCCGUUUCGGCUUCCAUUCCAAUCUCAUCUCGUCUUCUUCCCCUUCCUCCGCCUCCGCCGAGAUCUUGUCGCCGAGCUUGCUGGAUUUCCCCAAUCUGACGCUGAGCCCAGUGACUCCGUUGAAUCAAGACCCAUUCUUCCACAACAACCACAGCUCCCCGUCACCCUGCCCCUCGUCGGCGGGGAACUGCAGCAGUAGCAGCAGCUCGUCCUCGCCGUUGGAGGAGGAGGACCGGGCGAUUGCGGAAAAGGGGUUUUAUCUGCAUCCCUCGCCGAGAGGAUCCGAGCCUCAGCUGCUGACGCUGUUCCCUCUGACGUCGCCGAGGGCGGCGGAAUCGCAGCCUCCGGAGCCCUGAAAAUUUUCUUUACAUCUGUGAUUCUCUUGGAUGGGUUAUGCACUUAUUGAUUGUGGUAAUGGUUUGGAUUUUGGAGGGAAAGAUGAAAGUGAUGAUCUUUAUUUGUUUGCUUGCCUCUUUUCUAAUUGUAGGAUUGAUUCAUAUGAUAUAAUUAUCAUCAUCUUCUCGUCUCUCCCUCUGUUUCUCAUAAUUUUUGUAAGAAACAAUACAAUCGCUACAGAGUACAGACACAAGACUAACAGACAAAAUGACUGACUUUUCAGUCUGACUUUUGCCGCCCUUUUCCUGAUCAUUUAUGGCUCAGUCUGCAAUUACAAGCUGGUUUCCACGAUGAGAACAAAAGAACUUGAAGUCGUCCUCUACUCUCAUUCUUCCUACAUUCUUAUCUGAUAAAUUGAGGAGUGAGUGAGUGACAGUAUGACCAACAUUUGAAUUUCAAAACAAACAACUAGAGAUGCAAUUUUGUCCUAAUUGUGGGCACUCAACUCGUAUCCAUCAUAUCAAAGAAAAGAAUUUCCACGCUCAUUGAGUAUGGAAAGGGUAUGGGAGAAUAGACGGAUAAAAUAUGA
Messenger RNA from Linum trigynum, 3128 nucleotides. NCBI's taxonomy places the organism in Eukaryota, Viridiplantae, Streptophyta, Magnoliopsida, Malpighiales, Linaceae. The record is from the annotation of a GenBank genome assembly.